This is a messenger RNA of Toxoplasma gondii ME49, 2781 nucleotides long. Its product is annotated as serine esterase (DUF676) protein. The record is from RefSeq and is a predicted model, not a curated record. Lineage: Eukaryota; Apicomplexa; Conoidasida; Eucoccidiorida; Sarcocystidae. The transcript is spliced from 7 exons. The coding region runs from base 1 to 2463 and encodes 820 amino acids.
AUGGAACCUGCGUGUCCAGUCGCUGCGUCGGCGUUUGAGCCUGGCGAGGAACCCGUCCAGAGUUUUUUCUCCUUGAAGGCUUUCUCGACUGUUUCCUACAGGGACGCUCCAGAGCCUCCGGCUGCUUCUUCUCCAGCGUCUGCCUCUUCCGCUUCUCCCCCCGCCUCUUCUUCGUCGUCGGACUGCGGAGAGAGAGACGGACGCAAGUUUCCUUCUUCUUUGACAGAUCUUUUUUCUCUCGAGCUGCCGUCGCGUUCCACGACCUUUCUGGCGCCUGCCCUGUCUUCUCUCGGCCUCCUGCGUUCGCCGACAUCCGCGGAGAGGCGCGAAGAGGAAAUGAAGCGGCAGGAGAACGCGUGCGAAGCAGAGCAGGACUCUGGGGGCUCGCCGUGCACACAGGCUCACGCGACGAGCGCGCUUCCCGAGAGCUUCUCUCUCUGUUCGACACUUGCUUCCGACGUCCCUGCUCUGCUAGGAGGCUCUCCCAACUCUCCGUCGCUUCCUUCUCUGCCAUGCGCAGAGACGAAGGAAGAGGCAAGUCUCGUGCCGCCGGUCUGUCUGGUCGUCUGCGUACACGGAAUCGGAGGCGUCAGCUCCGACUUCCAGUUUACGCAAACGGUCCUCCAACAACGCGCUCCACACAUUCGAGUUCUGGUCUCCACUUCCAACACCGGGAAGACAUUCGACGGAGUUCAGCGAGGCGGCGAACGACUCGCCGAAGAGGUGCGCCAAGAAGUCGCUCGCUUCCCUUCUCUCGCCUACAUCUCCUUGAUUGGGUUCUCCCUCGGCGGACUCUACAUGAGAUUCGCAGUUCGGCUUUUGUAUACUCCUGCAUCUGGGUCGUCUCCCGCGACAGUGUGUGGCCUGAGGCCGCUGUGUGUCGGAACAGUAGCGUCACCGCACUUGGGCGUGCGUCGCUUCAGCUACCUUCCCCUUCCAGAGGGUUUGAUGAAGCCGCUUCUCUCUUCGUACUUCCUCAUCACCUCUCAUCUCCGCGCGCGGCAAGGAUCUGCUUCCUCCUCGCCAGGCGCCUCCUCAGCGCGGGGCGGGACUGGCGAGGAGACAGGGCCAGUUGGCCUGCAGGGGCUCGAGGCGCCCGUGGAGCCCGAAGGCGAGAAGGAGGGGGUCUCUGCCGAGGAGGGUGGCGAGGCGCUGUGUGGGGUCGCGGAGGAGACAGGUGUCUCCGGGGAGACAGAGGACGUAGAGGAGCAGGGUGCAGAGCAGGGCUUCAAUUUGGGCCGACUGUCGCAGCUGCACGAGAGCCGGACGCUGGCGGACUUGAUGUUGGUGUCUGAGCGCGAGUAUCUUCGGGAGCUGAAGGAAGCAGAGAAGAAAGUGAAAAACGAAAAGAUGCUUUCUUGGCUAUGGCGAAGAAGAGGCUCUGCAGCAGAGGACGGGGACCCUCAGGCGACCGUGGAAGGAAAGGGCGAAGGAGAGGCACGAGAGAAAAGCGAGCCGGAGGACCGAGACGAGUUCGUCGACAGCGAAGACGAAGAGGAACCGCUUCUCGUUCAAAUGUCUCAGGGCGUCUUCGUCGAAUCGCUCAAAGUAUUCGCCCAUAGACGACUCUACGCAAAUGCGAGGGGAGAUGUUUUGGUGCCUUUGGGAACUGCUGCAAUCGACCCGACGCUCCCAGCGAACACGGAACUGCAGAAAAUUCUUCAGUGCACCCCGCGCAGCAUGAUAGUCGGGUCCGGCCGUGUCGUGAUGAUCAGUCGCCCUGAGAAGCCCCCGGUUUACGUGUCUUCAACGUCGGAGGAGACGUUUGCUUCCUCUGCGCUUCACAACGACGCUCCGCCUCGUCCUGCGUUCCUUUCGGAGCAGUCUACGCACUAUGUCUCGUGCUGUGGAUCGCUGGAGAUCCCGGUUUCGGAGGCUUCGGUCUCGCCUGCGGCUUCUCUGUCGCCGCCUGCGCUGGACCCGACUCCUGAGUCUUCUGUCUCUGCGGCGCCUACUCUAGGCAGCGAGGCUGUCUGGUCAGAGACGGUUGAGGCGUUUGAGGAACGCAGAGACGAGGCAGGGGAAGUAGAGAGCACAGAGACAGACACGGAGGAAGCGAAGACACCAUGUUCUCUGGACUUGUCGAGUGAACAGUCUUCAUCUUUCUCUUCUUUGACGUCUUCGUCUCUCUUCCCCUCUUUCUCCCUGAGACGCCCGUCGUCUUACGGGAGCUGGCGGGAGUGGCUGAAACUCAACACACAUGGCGAAAUCGAAGCGGCCAUGGCUAGCCGCCUCAAUGAAGUCAAAUGGACGAAAGUGAUUGUCGACUUCCCCACUCUCGUCCCCGUCGCCCACGACAGCAUCAAUGCCAGCGGGAAAAGUCGAUUCCGGACGUGGGUGACAGCUGGCGGCCGCCCGAUAGUCGAGCAGCUCGUCGACUGGCUUGUUUCGUCUCUGGACGAAGCUCUGGCAGCCGACCGCCUGAAGCAAGCCGAGAGCCUCCAGUCUAGCCGAGAUGAUUGAGCCCGGUGGACCCUCAAACAGAAGUGUUGACAAAGGUGAUCGACACGCUUUCUAUAUUUGCUUUUUUGUGGGUCUCCCUGGAGAGAGUGGUCCGAUUUGCCAGUCCGGAUUCCGUGGCUUUCGACAAGGUCAGGCGGCAGAAAAGGCACAUCGUCUUGCAGGGGAAGUGUGUGAAGACCGGGCGCCGAGAGAGGCGCCUUUUUUGUGGCGGGCACUUCGUUCUGGCGACGGUGACAGCGGCGACGAAGCGAACUAGCUAACAGAAACAGAACGCUUCUGACCAAACACGAAGGAUGGUUCUCCUAAAUUUGUUGUGAG